CAGCACCUUAUCCGAAUCAGUCGAAGUCCAGGGCGGCCGUAUCUCAGGCUCGGUACUCCGGCCCGUCUGUUCUUGAUCUGCAUAAAUGAUCUCGCGAGGAUACUAUUUUCAAAUUUACUACCAUUUGCGGAUGAUCUAAAGAGAUGGCAUGCUAUCACCACAUUAGAGGGUCACACAGCCCUAUAAGAUGACUUGGAUGAAGCAUACAUAUUGUCCAUCGAGAACAUGCAGUUCAACACGGCCCAGUGCGAAGUUCUCAGUAUACGCCAUCAGAGUACCCAUAACUACAGACUAGGGCCACAGAUUCUACAACGGACUUCUCAUGAGUGCGAUUUCGGCGUGCUCGCACAAAAUGAUCUUGGUUGUUUGAGGCAGACUGAAAGGGCACCAAAGAAAGCAAACCAGCACUUCGGCCUUCUUCGUAGUGCGGGAAGUUCGACGCCACAAUCCUUCCGAAAAUGCUUGGUACAUACGUUGUCCAAGCGUGGCAACCGCGCUCGAUACUGCACAACGCAGUAUGACGAAGAGCGUUAGAG
Molecule: messenger RNA, 536 nt
Organism: Dicrocoelium dendriticum
Lineage: Eukaryota; Metazoa; Platyhelminthes; Trematoda; Plagiorchiida; Dicrocoeliidae
Source: the annotation of a GenBank genome assembly